Molecule: messenger RNA, 925 nt
Organism: Colletotrichum godetiae
Lineage: Eukaryota; Fungi; Ascomycota; Sordariomycetes; Glomerellales; Glomerellaceae
Exons: 1
Coding region: 210-884 (224 amino acids)
Source: RefSeq, a predicted model, not a curated record
CUGCAGGAUCGCGACUCGACUAACUUAGGUAAGCUGCGCUACAGCGUGCUAACCCCUGCUGUGAUAUGAUUGACUCUGAUCUUUCGAUACUAACAUGAACGCGCUUGCAAUGCCCUUGACUCACUCAUAACGCGUCAAGAAAGUGAAAACAUCAAAACCUUACUCACAAACACAUAAUCAAACGCCCCGACAUAUAACAAAGAUAAAAAAUGCCUGCAGUAGAUCUAGCCAGGCUCCCGCUAGGCGAGCAACUCACCCUCGUCCGCCAAGUCCUCGAAACAAAUGAAACCCUCCUCAAAGUCCUCUCCCUCGCCACAACCCUAAACCUCCCAAAUUGGUACCUCGCAGGCGGCGCCGUCUCCCAAACAAUCUGGAACUACGCUUCCUCGCUCCCGCCCACAACAGGCAUCUCAGACUACGACCUCGUCUACCACGACGACUCAGACCUCUCCUACGAGGCCGAAGAUGCCGUGAUUUGUCGCGGGCGUGAGCUGUUCGCGGGCAUCCCCGGCCAAGGGGUGGAGAUCCGGAACCAGGCGCGGGUGCACCUGUGGUAUGAGGAGAAGUUCGGGGCGCCGUGUCCGGCGCACGAGUCGACUGAGGCCGGGAUCGAUACGUGGAUCACGACGAGCGCGAUGAUUGGGGUGCGCGUUGAGGGGGAUGGGGCGUGGAGGGUAUAUGCGCCGAGGGGGUUGUCUGAGCUUUUUGCCAUGAUUGUGAGGCCAAAUCCGAUCGUUGGGGUGCAGGAGGCGUAUGAGACCAAGGUGAAGAGGUGGAUAGGAAUUUGGAAGGAUUUGAAGGUGAUGCCGUGGACGGAGAGUGAGACGCCUAUGAGGUUUAACGAAUUCGACAAGGUCGAGGAGAGGGGAAUUGAGACGGCGUAGGUCUUGGCUUUGCUUGAAGCGAUGAGCUGAUUGAGCGUUUU